This is a messenger RNA of Lemur catta (Ring-tailed lemur), 3208 nucleotides long. It is a transcript of the gene RACGAP1, whose product is annotated as Rac GTPase activating protein 1. The record is from RefSeq and is a predicted model, not a curated record. Lineage: Eukaryota; Metazoa; Chordata; Mammalia; Primates; Lemuridae. The coding region runs from base 122 to 2104 and encodes 660 amino acids. The transcript is spliced from 17 exons. Gene Ontology annotation, biological process: signal transduction.
GUUUGGUCCCAAGACAAGCUCAGCUUUAGACCCUCAGUGGGAAUACCUAAAUACUUUUCAAAUAAGAGAAGAACAACACUGAAGAGGAGAUGGUUGAAACCCAGUUUAUUAGACCAGAGGCAUGCGUCACCCAGAGCCCUGCCUGCUGUUCCCCUAUCCAGUGCACGCUUCUUGGCCUUGUUCCUGCUUCCUUCUGGGGAGAAAGAUGGAUACUACGAUGCUGAAUUUGCGGAAUCUGUUUGAGCAGCUUGUGCGCCGGGUGGAGAUUCUCAGUGAAGGAAAUGAACUCCAAUUCAUCCAGUUGGCGAAGGACUUUGAGGAUUUCCGUAAAAAGUGGCAGAGAACAGACCAUGAGCUGGGGAAAUACAAGGAUCUUUUGAUGAAAGCGGAGACUGAGCGUAGCGCUCUGGAUGUUAAGUUGAAGCAUGCACGUAAUCAGGUGGAUGUAGAGAUCAAACGGAGACAGAGAGCUGAGGCUGACUGUGAAAAGCUGGAACGACAGAUUCAGCUGAUUCGAGAGAUGCUCAUGUGUGACACAUCUGGCAGCAUUCAACUAAGCGAGGAGCAAAAAUCAGCUCUGGCUUUUCUCAACAGAGGCCAACCAUCCAGCGGCAAUGCUGGGAACAAAAGACUGUCAACCAUUGAUGAAUCUGGUUCCAUUUUAUCAGAUAUCAGCUUUGACAAGACUGAUGAAUCACUGGAUUGGGAUUCUUCUUUGGUGAGGACUUUAAAACUAAAGAAGAGAGAAAAGAGGCGCUCUAAUAGCCGACAGUUUGUUGAUGGUCCCCCUGGACCUGUAAAGAAAACUCGUUCCAUUGGCUCCACAGUAGACCAGGGAAAUGAAUCCAUAGUUGCAAAAACUACAGUGACUGUUCCCAAUGAUGGUGGGCCCAUUGAAGCUGUGUCCACUAUUGAAACUGUGCCAUAUUGGACCAGGAGCCGAAGGAAAACAGGUAGUUUACAGCCUUGGAACAGUGACUCUACCCUGAGCAGCAGACAGCUGGAGCCAAAAACUGAGACAGACAAUGCAGGCACGCCACAGAAUAAUGGAGGGAUGCGCCUGCAUGACUUUGUCUCUAAGACGGUUAUUAAACCUGAAUCCUGUGUUCCAUGUGGGAAGCGGAUAAAAUUUGGCAAGCUCUCUCUGAAGUGUCGAGACUGUCGUGUGGUCUCUCAUCCGGAGUGUCGGGACCGCUGUCCCCUUCCCUGCAUUCCUACCCUGACAGGAACACCUGUCAAGAUUGGAGAGGGAAUGCUGGCAGAUUUUGUGUCCCAGACUUCUCCAAUGAUCCCCUCCAUUGUUGUCCACUGUGUAAAUGAAAUUGAGCAAAGAGGGCUGACUGAGACAGGCCUGUAUAGGAUCUCGGGCUGUGACCGGACAGUAAAAGAACUGAAAGAGAAAUUCCUCAGAGUGAAAAAUGUACCGCUCCUCAGCAAAGUGGAUGAUAUCCAUGCUAUCUGUAGCCUUCUAAAAGACUUCCUUCGAAACCUCAAAGAACCCCUUCUGACCUUUCGGCUAAACAAAGCUUUUAUGGAAGCAGCAGAAAUUACAGAUGAAGACAACAGCAUAGCUGCCAUGUACCAGGCUGUUGGUGAACUGCCCCAGGCCAACAGGGACACAUUAGCUUUCCUCAUGAUUCACUUGCAGAGAGUGGCUCUGAGUCCACAUACUAAAAUGGAUAUUGCCAAUCUGGCCAAAGUCUUUGGCCCUACAAUAGUUGCCCAUGCUGUGUCUAAUCCAGACCCAGUGACAAUGUUACAGGACAUCAAGCGCCAACCCAAGGUGGUAGAGCGCCUGCUUUCAUUGCCCCUAGAAUACUGGAGUCAGUUCAUGAUGGUGGAGCAAGAGAACAUUGACCCCCUGCAUGUCAUUGAAAACUCAAAUGCCUUUUCAACGCCACAGACGCCAGAUAUUAAAGUGAGUUUACUGGGGCCUGUAACCACUCCUGAGCAUCAGCUUCUGAAGACUCCUUCAUCUAGCUCCCUGUCACAGAGAGUCCGCUCCACCCUCACCAAGAACACUCCCAGAUUUGGGAGCAAAAGCAAGUCUGCCACCAAUCUAGGACGACAAGGCAACUUUUUUGCUUCUCCAAUGCUUAAGUAAAGUCACAUCUGCCUGUUAAUUCCCAGCAUUGACCGACUGUAAGAAAGGAUACACCUGUACUUUCAGCUCUGCUGCCUCCUGUACUUACUACUACUUUUAGCAUUCUCUAGGCUUUUAAUCAAGUUUAACUGUGCAAAAAGGUUUUAUUAAAACUAUAUAUAUCUCCCUCUCCUUCUCUUUAAGUAACAUAAUAUCAGCACCUUACGCUGGUCAUUGUUGGGAGCUUUUAGAUGGGAGAUCUUUCCAUGGGUAGAACGGGUAGUAUGGAAUUUAUUGGGAUUCUUUUUGGAGCAGGGGGUAUCCCUUUGGCUUAAAGCCAAAAGCUGCUCAUGGAAUGACCUUUCUCUGAUACCAUUUAGAACUGAUUUCCAUGAGACAAUGACUGAAACCCCUCCUCUCUGGUAAGACUGACUUGUCUCAGGGUGGGAAGUGGGAAGGCAGGUUAAAGAAAGGGUUGGACAAAGGAUUUAGGAUGGCUCCUUCUGAGAACUCAGAAAAUCCCCUUCCUCCAUUAUGAAUUGAGCUAUAUAGCAUGGAGGCUUCAUAAAAAUGGGAUAGGUUGAGAAUGGAACUAGCAGUGGGAGUAUGCUUAGCUUUAAUUUGGAUUGAUUAGAUCUUAAUAGUGUUAAGUGGCACAACCUUAUAAAUGUGAUAGUACAGCUUGUGUUUAUCUCUGAUGGACCACUGACUAGAUUUUGGGUUUGAUUGGUGUCUAAACCAGUUUGUUCGUCUAAAGUUGAAUUCAGUCUGAUGCUUGACUUCCCCCACCAACCUUGUCCAAUGGAGCCCUACUUCUAAAGGUCAGUAUGUCUAUUUGGCAUCCCAACUAACAAUUAAGAGUAGGCUGUAAGGGAAGAUUGUCAAUAUUUCAUGUGGUAAGAAAAACCACAGUCAUUUUGUCUUUGCACUUUGGAUGCUGAAAUUUUGCCAUGGAACAUAGCCACGUUUAGAUAAAUGUGAGCUUUUUCUUCUAUUAGAAUUAUUCUCAAUGUCUGUAAAAAUGGUUUUCUUCUAUAGAAUUUUUCUCAACUCAUACUGACCCAUGUCUGUAAAACACGUUUGGAAUGAUAUUUGGAAAAAAGUAAAUAGAUGUUUCAAAAUGAA